Messenger RNA from Argiope bruennichi, 2212 nucleotides. RefSeq names its product dynein axonemal intermediate chain 4-like. Gene Ontology annotation, biological process: cilium movement. Gene Ontology annotation, molecular function: dynein heavy chain binding; dynein light chain binding. Gene Ontology annotation, cellular component: axonemal dynein complex. The transcript has a single exon. Lineage: Eukaryota; Metazoa; Arthropoda; Arachnida; Araneae; Araneidae. The coding region runs from base 90 to 2135 and encodes 681 amino acids. The record is from RefSeq and is a predicted model, not a curated record.
UAGUUUUUAUAACUAGGAUUUUGUCACAGCGAAAAAGUACAAUAAUUGAUUUUCGUACUUAUUUUCUAUAAUAAUAAAAGUGCGUAACUAUGACAGUAAAGGAUAUUAUUCUGGACUGGUUAGAGGAAGGUUUUGCGUUCGCUAAGAACAUUCAAGACAUAAAAGUAAGCCAUGAAAGUUCUUUACUCCCUUCUAUAAAGAAUGAAAGUGGUGUAAUAAUUACACCAAAACCAUUAUUUCCAAUAUUUCUUGAAGAUGUCGAAUUAGAUCCUAAUUUUUUAAUUGAAUAUUUUGAAGUGAUAGAAAAUAUGUUGCAGCUGAAAAAGAAUGCAUCGAAAAAUAUAGAUGGUUUAAAAACUAUUGAGAAAGGUGAUUCCAAUUCUCAUCUUGAAUCAGAUAUGAAGAAGAAAUUAAAUACACCAAUAGACUACGAAAGAAAAAAUAUUUUUCUUAGUAGAGUUGUUUUUUCUGUUUUUGAAUUACCAGAUUGUUUGGUUCCCAAAACUUCUUCACAAUACGAAAAAGUUUUACGGAGAAAUGAAUUGUACAAGAGAGCUAUUGAUUUGCGCCGAGAUUUUCCAAUUCAUUUUCAUGACCAAAAUACUCAAGAAGGAUGCGUUAAAAUGGAGGAUAAAUCUGUAGAAACUAUCCCUAUUAUUCUCAACGAUAAAACGACGUUAGUAAAUAAUUAUAAAAUGAAAGAACAUUACGAUGAAAAUGAAAUUGUUCUAAAACCUCCACCUAAAAGCUUUAAGGAAUACAUAAAUAAUAAAACAAAAUUUCAAAAUUAUAAAGAUUUCAUUGGAAAAAUUCACGAAUAUCCAUCUAUUUUGAGUAGGAUUAAAAACAGCUUAUAUGUCAUGGAGAAAUCUCUCAACUAUAAUACCUACAAAAGUACUCUGCUCUCUUACAAUAACUGCGCAGUAGAUUUAGAAGAGCUUAUGAAAUCUUCUGAAAAAGAGAACAUUGAAAGUAGUUUUGAAAAGAUUCGCGAUGGUUCUGGCGAAUACGUCAGAAAAGUGAGUGGUAUGGCGUAUAAACAUCAUUUACAAUUCUUUUUACCAUCCCUUAAAGAUGACUAUAGAGUUACCUGUAUGGAAUGCAAUCCAAAAAACUCAAGUAUUUUCAUUAGUGGAUACGGGGUGCCACCAUCCAAGGAGCUGGACAGCUCACCAAGGGGCAUGGUUUUGUGCUGGAACAUUCAUAAAUGCGAACAUCCAGAGAGGAUCUACCACACAGAAGAAGCAGUUGAAUGCGUACAAUUUUCAAAGACCAAACCGUAUUUAAUCGCAGCUGGGAUGCGAUAUGGACUCAUAACUGUCUUUGAUCUGAGAAGAUCUGAUUCACGAUCGAAAGUAAAUAAUCGUACAUCCACCGUUAGACCCAACGGAACAAUAACCAGUGUUAGAUGGAUCCAGAAAAAAUAUUCAUUAGGUAAGGAAUCAGAGUUCCUUUUAGCCAUUUCUAUGGAUGGAUUACUAACUACUUGGAACCUUGGAAAAACUUUGGAUGGCUAUAUUCUAAGAACUGUGAAGCGAGGUACAAAUAUAGGCCAAGAACAAAGACGACUCUUCAUAGCUGCAGAUGCUGCUGGAAUGUGUCUUCAAAUGAAACCAGACGACUCCAAUGUUUUUGUUUUAGGUACUAUUGAAGGACAAGCUCUUCAGGGCGAAUUCAAUGAUCCUGAAGAAUAUGUUCAUGUAUAUAAUUGCCAUAAUGGUCCUGUCUACGAUAUUCAAUGGUCUCCAAUAGUGACAGAUAUUUUUAUGACUUGUGGGGCGGAUCGCAAGGUAAGUAUAUGGGACAUCCAAAGAACAAUGACUUCUAAAACUGUUUCGCUACCUGACGUUACGCUGAAGAUGGCUCUUUCUAAUAUAAAGUCUACAUUGUUUGUCCUCUUAACAAAAAAAGUUAUUUAUGUUUUUGAUUUGGCUGUCCAUCUUCACAAACCUCUGAUUGAGCUACAUGCUAAAGAAGAAGAUUUAUUCAGUUGUGUAAUAUUUUGUUCAAACAACAAUUGGAUACUUGUAGGAGGAUCGAGUGGGAUUAUCAACUUAUAUGAGUUGACCAACGUCUCUGAAUUGCCAGGAGAUCAAUCUGCAGUACUGAAGGAAACAUUAAUAUCAGAACUCUAAAAUAAUAUUAGAUAAAUAAACAGUACGAAACUGAAUAAUCACUGCAUUUGUAUAUGACGAAAUAUAAAUAAUAGAAA